UUCAAUGUAAAAGAAUUUAGGCGGCAGUGGCUCUGCGCGCGAGAGAAGAUUCCACUCCUUUCACUUUCGUCCUUGCGAUAGCCGAUAGUGUCUCUUAGAGGAACCAAAAAUGGAGGUCGGGAGGUUACCCAUCUCCGCCACGCUUCGAGGUAAACUGAUUUCAUCCGGCUACACUACUCUCUCCUCUCUCGCUUCCGUUUCUCCUUCCAAUCUUGCUCGAGAAUUGGAAAUCUCAAACAAUGAAGCUUUUGAAGUUCUCAAGCUUGCAUCACAUGGUCGUGGGCUGGACAGGUCAGAAGGGAGUGGUGCUAUUGUUAAUGGUGCGGAGACUGCUUGGGAUAUGCUUCACAAGGAACAGUUCAUUCCACGUAUUACCACAUCUUGUGCAGAUUUAGAUAACCUUCUUGGUGGAGGAAUUAAUGUCAGUGAAGUUACGGAAAUUGGUGGAGUACCGGGCAUAGAAAUAAAACGUCACAAUCUUUUUGUACGGGGUAACAGGAUUCAACUUGCUGUAAAUGUCCAAAUUCCAGGUGCAUUUGGUGGGGUAGGUGGAAAAGCAGUUUAUAUAGAUACAGAAGGGAGCUUUAUGGUGGAGCGUGCUUUGCAGAUUGCUGAAGCAUGUAUAGAGGAUAUGUCAGAUUACAGUGUCUUACUAAAGAAGAAUGCAAUACCUCAUCAAAUUCAAAUCGAACCGAAAAAUAUCUUGGAAAACAUAUUUUAUUUUCGUGUCUGCAGCUACACCGAGCAAAUUGCCCUAAUAAAUUAUCUGGACAAGUUCAUUACUGAGCAUAAAGAUGUUAAGGUUGUCAUAGUUGAUAGUGUGACAUUCCAUUUUCGCCAAAAUUUUGAUGACUUGGCCCUUCGGACACGGUUGCUCAGUGAAAUGGCUCUUAAGUUGAUGAAGCUGGCUAAGAAGUUCAGUUUGGCUGUAAGAAUCAACCAUCUCGUUGUUGUUCUAUUUAAUCAGGUGACGACUAAGUUCGCCGAAGGCUCGUUCCAAUUAACUCUUGCCUUAGGUGAUAGCUGGUCACACUCUUGCACAAAUCGGAUCAUUUUAUAUUGGAAUGGCGAUGAGAGGUAUGCAUAUCUUGAAAAGUCGCCCUCUCUUCAAUCUGCCUCCGCACCUUAUUCUGUGACUUGUAGAGGCAUUAGAAAUUCUACAUCAAGUAAUAAGAGAACCAAAAUGAUGUAAGAUUGUAAGAUUCCAAACUCCUUUAAAUUCUCACAUGAAUUCUUAUGUUCUUAUUUAUAAAGUAUAUGCAUAGUUUAUACGGGAAGUUGAAAA
Molecule: messenger RNA, 1285 nt
Organism: Cucumis melo (muskmelon)
Lineage: Eukaryota; Viridiplantae; Streptophyta; Magnoliopsida; Cucurbitales; Cucurbitaceae
Product: DNA repair protein RAD51 homolog 3
Exons: 9
Coding region: 110-1192 (360 amino acids)
Biological process (GO): reciprocal meiotic recombination; DNA repair; meiotic DNA recombinase assembly
Cellular component (GO): Rad51B-Rad51C-Rad51D-XRCC2 complex; Rad51C-XRCC3 complex; replication fork
Molecular function (GO): ATP-dependent DNA damage sensor activity; crossover junction DNA endonuclease activity; four-way junction DNA binding
Source: RefSeq, a predicted model, not a curated record